GAUUAGAAGAGAGAGAGGCGAAAAAAGAUGGAAGCUUUGGUGUGCAGAAAACUGGGUGACCCGACAGUGCCGGCGGAGGGGAGUGAUGAUUCAGCCCUGACCCUCUCAAGGGCUCACCCGAUUCCCCAACUGAAUUCACCCACAUCGGUGCGAGUCCGAGUCAAAGCAACCAGCUUGAACUUCGCCAAUUACCUCCAAAUCCAGGGCAAGUACCAAGAGAAACCACCCUUGCCCUUUAUCCCCGGCUCUGAUUACUCCGGCACCGUCGAUGCCGUCGGAGAAGCUGUCUCUAACUUCAAAAUCGGGGAUCCCGUUUGCUCCUUUGCCGCCCUCGGAUCAUUCGCCCAAUUCAUCGUCGCCGAUCAAUCUGAGCUAUUUUUGGUGCCAAAAGGGUGUGACUUGGUUGCUGUUGGUGCAUUUCCGGUUGCGUAUAGUACAUCUCAUGUGGCACUUGUUCAUAGAGCACAACUACAUGCUGGUCAGGUAUUGAUGGUUCUUGGUGCAGCUGGAGGAGUCGGUGUUUCUGCUGUACAAAUUGGCAAGGUCCGUGGCGCCAUUGUUAUAGCUGUUGCUAGGGGAAGUGAGAAGGUGCGAUUCCUCAAGUCAUUGGGUGUCGAUCAUGUUGUUGAUAUAAGCAAAGAGGAUAUGAGUCAGAGUGUGAAGGGAUUUCUCAAGGCUAGAAAGCUUAGAGGGGUGGAUGUUCUGUACGAUCCAGUCGGAGGGAAGCUGACAAAAGAGUCUUUGAAGCUGUUGAGCUGGGGAGCACAAAUCCUGAUCAUAGGGUUUGCAAGUGGGGAAGUGCCAAUAGUCCCAGCAAACAUUGCUCUUGUUAAGAACUGGACAGUUCAUGGACUUUACUGGGGGAGCCAUAGGAUACACCAACCGCGUGUUCUGGAAGAUUCGGUCAAGGAAUUGCUAUCCUGGCUGGCUGAUGGCUUACUCACUGUUAAAAUAUCCCAUACUUAUAGCCUCCAUCAGGCAAAUCUUGCAUUUGGUGCCCUCAAGAAUAGAGAAGCUAUUGGCAAGGUUUUGAUUGUGUUUGAUGAGUCCACCUCCAAGUUGUAAUGCCCAUAAAUACUAAUUAUACUUUCCCUUCUACUUUUCAGUCUAACAAUAAAGCUCAUGUAAAUAAUACUAUAUCAAUAAGUUUGGCCGAUUUUGAGAGAGAGAGAGAUGUUGUGCUUGGAAUGGAUUAAAUGAAGGAGCACAUUUACAUUUAUGGGAA
Molecule: messenger RNA, 1225 nt
Organism: Salvia hispanica
Lineage: Eukaryota; Viridiplantae; Streptophyta; Magnoliopsida; Lamiales; Lamiaceae
Molecular function (GO): oxidoreductase activity
Source: RefSeq, a predicted model, not a curated record